AAGGGUGGGGAGGAGGGUCUGCUUUCGGUUUGACGAUCAUGCGCAGUGUGGUGUGCACCAUAAAUGAACAGUACAAUGAGACGUAACGAGUUUAUCCGUACAACAAGAUGGCGUCGCAAGUGUUGAAGAAGCGGUUGAAGGAUGCAUUGAAAAUAUUGGGAGGAGGAAGCGGUAUUUUUGUAACGUACCUCGUGGCUGUUGGAGAUGAACGUUUUUAUUCCAGUUGCCUCAUGCCUGUGUUGCAAAGACUGGUAACUCCAGAGGCAGCCCACUCCCUGUCUGUGAAAUGCAUUUCCUUGGGACUUAUGCCCUUGUCGAGGCACAAGGAUUCUCCUCUCCUGGCAGUAAAGGCCUUCGGGCAAACAUUCAGGAACCCUGUUGGAAUUGCUGCAGGAUUUGACAAACAUGGGGAGGCUGUUGAUGGCCUGUUCAAAAUGGGCUUUGGCUUUGUGGAGGUGGGAAGUGUUACACCAAAACCUCAGGAAGGAAAUCCAAAACCCAGAGUUUUCAGACUUCUAGAGGACCAAGCUGUUAUUAACAGAUAUGGAUUUAACAGCCAUGGGCAUGCUGUUGUACAGAAGAGACUCGAAGCAAGGAAAGCAAUUCAAGUCGAGUUGACCAAAGCUGGCUUGCCUUUGGGGAUAAACUUGGGCAAGAACAAAACUUCCACUGAUGCUGCUGCUGACUACGUAGACGGAGUGAGGGAGCUGGGUCCGCUGGCUGAUUACAUUGUUGUGAAUGUGUCCAGUCCCAACACUCCUGGACUGCGGGAUCUACAAGGGAAAGAGGAGCUGCGGCAUCUGCUGGCCAAGGUACUGCAGGAGCGAGAUGUGCUGAAGGCUGAUCAUAAACCUGCUGUCCUUGUCAAAAUUGCACCAGACCUCACUUUGCAAGACAAAGAGGACAUAGCUAAUGUUGCACUGGAGCUGGGAGUAGAUGGACUUAUUGUUACAAACAGCACAGUCAAGCGGCCUAGUAGUUUGCAGAGUCCCUUGCAAGCUGAGGUGGGUGGUCUGAGUGGAAAACCUCUACGAGAAAUGGCAACACAGACUGUCAGGGAGAUGUAUAAGCUCACAAAAGGUAAAGUGCCUAUCAUAGGAGUUGGAGGCAUCAGCUCUGGAGAAGAUGCCUUAGAGCGGAUACGCGCAGGAGCAUCUCUAGUUCAGCUGUACACAGCACUCAUAUAUCAGGGACCUCCUGUUAUUGGCAAAAUCAAACGUGAACUGGAACAGCUUUUAAAGGACCAAGGAUUUACAAGCAUUUCAGAAGCAGUUGGUGCAGAUCACAGACCAGGAAAGAGAUGAGCUGCAUUGCAAAACACUUGGGGGGGUACUUCACACUUAUUUGGAAAUUUCGCUACUCUUGAUGAGCAGAAACAUGGCUGUGGAUCAUAUUCUAUUGCCGAGAGGAUUUUGAACUUCAUUGACACAGAAACAUGAACUGUGCCAAAUAAACUGAACUAUGUAGUAUUUGCUGAACCAUUAAGAUUGAACUGCUGUAAAUUAUGCAAAGACAUCUCAACUAUUUUUGGAGGAGCUGUAUAGCAGAUCACAUCAUGUGGUGAUUUCUGCAUCUUUUUAUCACUAAAACUUAAUUUGCAUAUAA
Messenger RNA from Protopterus annectens (West African lungfish), 1605 nucleotides. RefSeq names its product dihydroorotate dehydrogenase (quinone) (gene DHODH). The transcript has 9 exons. The coding region runs from base 108 to 1304 and encodes 398 amino acids. The record is from RefSeq and is a predicted model, not a curated record. Gene Ontology annotation, molecular function: dihydroorotate dehydrogenase activity. Gene Ontology annotation, cellular component: mitochondrial inner membrane; cytoplasm. Lineage: Eukaryota; Metazoa; Chordata; Ceratodontiformes; Protopteridae. Gene Ontology annotation, biological process: 'de novo' pyrimidine nucleobase biosynthetic process; pyrimidine ribonucleotide biosynthetic process.